CGUCAGUUGAGAAUGGGCAGUGGCUGAGGCUGCACGCGCACUCCUCGAGCUCUGGCUCUCUCUCCCUCUCACUCGCUUGCUCUCUCUCGAUCAGGUGUUCCGCCCGGACACUAGUUCUGACUAUGUGGUGAAAGAUUUCGGUCGCUCGAAGGAACUUGGGUGAUUUCUAGGCACUGAGUUAUCCUGCCUUUUUAACUGUCGAAUGAUGUGAGUAUUUACUUCUUGUCUGAUGCCUUGGUUUUCCGAGGAAGUUAGUGAUGUCGGUCUUGAUCCUGUGGUGAACAUUGUAAAUCUGGUGUUUGCACUACUGCAAUGCUCCGCAUCUCCGGAGAGAGAGGGGGUCAACAUCUGCACUGACGGAUCAGGAGAUCUUCACUUUUAAAAGCCAUGCAAGGGAGGCUGGUCGCGAUGGCUCUGUUGGUGUUCGGAGGGACUUGUCACUCCAGCCCGCUGCCGGUGCGGGUCAGCCCCAAGGCCUCUCACCACGAGAGGCUUAACGCAGCUCAUUCUCUACUCACCGAGUCUCCUCUCAUUGAUGGGCACAAUGACCUCCCAUGGAACCUGAGGAUGUUUCUACACAAUAAACUCCAUUCUUUUAACCUCUCCAAAGACCUCACGCAGGAGAAGCCAUGGAUGAAAUCCCCGUUCUCUCACACAGACCUUCCGAGACUAAGGAGAGGUCAUGUUGCAGGUCAGUUCUGGUCCGUGUACGUCCCGUGCGAGGCCCAAUACCUGAAUUCGGUGCAGCUGCUGCUGGAGCAGAUCGACGUCGUCAAGAGAAUGAUCGCUGCCAGUCCCAGGGAGACCGUCCUUGUCACUUCUUCCUCAGGCAUCGAAGAGGAGUUCAAGAGAGGGAGAAUAUCCAGCCUCUUGGGUGUCGAGGGCGGCCAUGGCCUAGGGAGCAGUAUGGGCGUCGUGAGGGCGCUGUACGAUUUGGGCGUCCGAUAUAUUACGCUUACUCACAAGUGCCACACUCCCUGGGCAGAGUGCUCCGAACGAUUAUCACAGCCUCCAAAUGCUCGUGGUCUGACUCCUUAUGGUAAGGAGAUGAUCUUGGAGAUGAAUCGCCUCGGGAUGAUGAUCGAUGUGUCCCAUUCGUCCGCGAGGACAGCCAGGGAUGUCCUGAAAACCUCCAGGGCUCCCAUCAUUUUCUCUCAUUCGGCGGCCCGCUCGUUAUGCCAUAUUGAGAGAAACGUCCCCGAUGACAUCCUGAGCUCCCUUGCAGAGAACGAAGGGAUCGUCAUGGUCAGUUUCUAUAACGACUUCCUGACGUGUGGAGAGUCGGCUGCUAUACAAGACGUUAUUUCGCAUAUCAACCACGUCCGAUCAAUGGCAGGAGUGGAUUAUGUUGGCAUUGGUGCCGGGUACGACGGAGUUAACAGGACGCCAGAUGGCCUGCAGGAUGUCUCCAAAUAUCCCGAAUUAUUCGCGACCCUCUUGGAGGACCCGUCAUGGUCUUUGCAAGAUCUCAAAAAGUUGGCAGGUCUGAAUUUCCUGAGAGUCUUCAAAAGGGCGGAGCAGGUCCGAGACGAACUAGCAGCCGAGAAGCCUUCGGAAGAAAUCAUCCCAAUCCACGACAUCGACGCCCGGUGGCCAUGUCGUUACAAAUUCGCCAGCCUGGACGACCUUCAUUCCUGACCUACGAACGUUUAAACGCGUCAACGAAAUCCUUUUUAGCGGCCGCUUUCGGUCAAAGUUUUUUUAAAUAAAACUUUCUCUUCAUUGAUAAGAUUCGUCACGUCGAUUUUAACACCCCCUGAAAGAGGGAGGUUUGUUUUCAAAUUAGAGGUUUAAUACAUCAUUUUUUUCGUAUGGUGCAAUCAUCAUGAAUUAUGCGUAAUUCAAAUAAGAGUCAGUUUCGUAUGUCGAUGCGACUUAAUACAAAUUAAUUCAUUUUUAAAACUGCUUUUUUUAUUCAGUCAAUUAUUUCGGGGAAGGUUUCUCAGGUUAGUGAGUGGUGCUGAUAUUUCUUAUACUGUAAAACUGAUCGUGUAUCAUAACAAGUUUUAAAAUGUAACGUAAUGAAAAGUUAUUGAUUUUACAUUUUAUUAUUUAAACAAAUCAUGAAUCCAGUUGAACUCAAAUAUGCACAAUUUUUCUCAUGAGUAGAGGUUUAUUAAAAAAUCAAUAAAGUAAGUUUUGUACUGAUUAUAAAUUAAUUAUUGAAUAAUAAAUCACACAAGUUAAAAAUCCUAUUAAUUUUUUUAUUAAUGUAAUAUAAGUACUAUUGAAAGAUUCUUACACCUAAUAUUAUUAUGUCUUAUUGGUAAAUGUUUUAUCUUUACUUUCUAAAAACUGCAGUCAUUACUUUUUUUUAUCAUGUUCCAAAGAUUUUGUUAAUAUAAUGCACUACUUAUUAAUACUUUAAUUUAUAUCCUACUCCUGAUAAAUAGUUUGCCUUUCGAUAUGACCUGAACAAUUUUACUCUGUGAAACAUCUAAUCUUAUCAUUUUAUCUUUUUUCAAGAAAAAGUUUUCUUGUGGAAAAUAUCUAGAUAAUUGCUUUAGAGGACUCUGUGUUUCCGCUACGAAAAACCUGCUUAAGAUUUUCUGCUGAUGGACGAACAGAAUCAGAACUGCUGCAGAUGUUUUAUAGGAGAAAAACAAUAUCCAUAUUUUUGAUGUUAUCCAUUCAUGUAAAUAGUGAAUAGUACCUUUCAAUAUUUCAUACAAUCUCUUGUAAAUAUCAUGUAAGUUGUCGAUUUUGAAAUUCUAAUAAAUAUAUGGCAUAUUCCAUUUAACAUAUCUUUCAAUUCAUGAUCAUUUCAAGACGAAUAUCCUUUCCACUUUGUGAACAAUCGCCUUCUUUACUGACAUUCCCCUCUUUUUACUUUCACUAACAGUAUGUAUUUAAACUCUCAAAUCAUAAAACACAAUUUAGUAGUUUAGUUGACUGCCAGACAGUUAAAUGGAAAAAACUGAAAUCACAUAUUAAUAUAUCAUUUCACCUAGGAAAUAUAUUUAACAUUCCAUUUCAUGUUAGGUAACGUUACCUCAUCUUUACGAAGUUGGGAGAUGACUAGGUGACAUAAACGUAACUAUUGUACACACACAUAACUGUCACUUGUUCAUUAACUUAGGAAUUUCAUUGAUGUUAUAUUGAUAUUUUUUCAUACAGAGUAGAGGCAACACUGACAGUACUAAAAACAAUAGUAAGAUUAGUAGAAGUAGAAGCAGAGUAGCAGAGAUGAUUAAAUUGGUGAUUGAACAUUAUUCACAACAUUGAAUUUUCAAUGGUGGAGGCAAUUACUAAAAUGUACAAGAUAAAUAAAUAAAUAUACAGACUCCUCUACUUACGAACUUGCAAUUUACGAACUUUCAAAGAUAUGAACAUCUGUAAUCGUAAAUUCAAUUUUUGUUUGGAGCACUCCGGACCACGACCAGCAAGUACAAAUUUUGUUGUGAGUGCCUCCCUCGACUAAGUUACGAUUUCUGCCGCUACCCAGGCUGGACAGCACCGUAGCUGGCGCCACUACGCAUCCCAGUUUCUUUGUAUAUAUACCAGUUUUCAUCUCUCGUGCGGAGAUUCAUUCGUGCGUUUUUAUCUAGAAAUAUUUACUGCAUCCAUUAAUAUAUCAUGGCUAAUGGUGGGCGGGAAGCCAUCUCAAUUGAAACUAAAGUGGCUAUAAUAAAGAAGUUAGAAAAUGGUGAAAAAAUGGUUUAUAUAGUGCAGGAUUAUAAGAUGAAUCGCUCGACCAUCGGCACAAUUUGGAAGUAAAAGACAAAACUACGGAGCACGUGAAAAGUGUUUUGCCAAUGCAGUCAACAGUCAUAAGUAAGGGAAGGGGGAGGGUGGUAGAAGAAAUGGAAGAAAUUCUGGGUAUCUGGAUGGAACACCAGAGACAAAGGUCUGUACUGCUUAGCUUCGUGUUGAUUCGGCAUUCGAUGACUUGAAGGAUUUUAGUAUGAAAAAACACAAAAGAUAUUAAUAAAAUACUUCAUAAAUACAUUAACAACAGUACUGAUAUUGGGUUUUAGUAUUGGAAAAAAUAUAAACAGAACAGUACGUAUUAAUUUUGAAUAUACGAGGUUGAACUUACGAACAAACUUAAUUCGUUAGUAAGUAGAGGAGCGUCUGUAAAUAAAUAAAUAUGCAAAUACAAAAAAUGUGAUUUUGUUCUACUAUUGGAUAACACCUUUGCAAAUAACAGUAAAAUUAAGAUACGCUGAGUUUGAAAGAUUAAAAUAACAGCAGCAGCAGCAGCAGCAGCAGCAGCAGCAGCGCAGCAGCAGCAGUAGCAGUAGUAGUAGUAGUAGUAUGUUAAUAGUUGUAGUAGUAAUGUUGACGAUAUCAUUAUCGUAAUCAAUUGCAAAAAUCUUCACCUUAAAUAAAUCAUCAGCCGUACUAGUAGAGGUAGAAGUAGACGUAGAACGUCUAUAUCAGCAGCACUGUAGUCAAAACAGACUAAUGAAUUAUGUACAGCGUAUUACAGACGAAACGACUAUCAGUAAAUGUUUGGACAAUCAUACACACGGACGUAGGAAAACACAUAUACAAUCACAUGCAGAUA
Macrobrachium nipponense is the source of this 4510-nucleotide messenger RNA. RefSeq names its product dipeptidase 1-like. Gene Ontology annotation, molecular function: metallodipeptidase activity. Gene Ontology annotation, biological process: proteolysis. The coding region runs from base 388 to 1638 and encodes 416 amino acids. The transcript is spliced from 11 exons. The record is from RefSeq and is a predicted model, not a curated record. NCBI's taxonomy places the organism in Eukaryota, Metazoa, Arthropoda, Malacostraca, Decapoda, Palaemonidae.